Messenger RNA from Lachnellula hyalina, 4620 nucleotides. RefSeq names its product Kinetochore protein (gene spc7). The coding region runs from base 1 to 4620 and encodes 1539 amino acids. The record is from RefSeq and is a predicted model, not a curated record. Gene Ontology annotation, biological process: mitotic spindle assembly checkpoint signaling; protein localization to kinetochore; mitotic sister chromatid biorientation. The transcript has 4 exons. Lineage: Eukaryota; Fungi; Ascomycota; Leotiomycetes; Helotiales; Lachnaceae.
AUGUCUUCCCGAAAUGAAGCCACCCUCCCUGCGACGCGACCGAAAUCGCGAAAGUCACUGGCGCAUAUCUCUUCCUCGAAAGCAAUGGACCAAGAGAAUAUGACGGCGGACCUGGGAGCGUUGUCGAGUGGGAAGAAGGCUGUGCCAAUUGAGAAGGCCUCGAAGAAAUCAAGAAGCAAGAGCAUAGGACCAGGUGGAUUGGAUGCGCUCAAGGAUACAACCGGCAAUAGACGCAAGUCUCUUGCUGUAAUUCCUCAUGCUCCUCCUAGAUCCAUAUUGAAGCCUACGAUGCCACCUCUCCCAGAGAUUCCAGCGCAUAGAUCUACCCGCAAAGGAAGCCCUAAGAAAGCUACCCCGCCAUCCGCGCAAAAGUCGGACAACUUGAUCGACUUCGACGUGGGCCCCAGCGCGACUAUCAGUGGUACCAAUAACCUACCGAAUCCUUUCCAGGUGGGAGAAAGUGCUGCUAUCAGUGAAACACGCGUGACGUUGCGGACUGAGGAGGAACAGCAGACCGCGGCCAGAGAGCGCGAAGAGAAGGAGAGGAAGGACCUGGAAAAGGAAGUCGUGUCACGACGAGAUGCGCGAAGGAAAUCUCUCGCGAAUCGUCGAGUAUCAUUUGCGCCCGAAGCUACACUACAUACAUGGGAUGUCGUAGUCGAAUAUCAAGACUCUACAACCUCUUCAAAUUCUACAAGUUCGACUCGGCGAGCUUCAUCUGCAUCUGGAGAAUCGCCACACCCACAGACACCGGGUCAUACAAGUUCAGACCCUUCGGAACCGCCAUCGACCCCGCCGGAACAAGUGGAAGAAGAAGAUACAGUCAAAGCGAGUCCCGCCCAUCAACGUGACCUACAUCAAAAGAAGCGUCGCAGAAGUUCUGGCAUACCUCCUAUGAAUUUUAACAACCCAGAUGAAGCAUUCUCAUCGAGUCCGCUAAGUGACGCGGACUCAUUGGACGACGUUGAUGAAGUUGUUGAAGAUGAGCUUAUUUCCAACUCGGAUGAGUCUGAUGUGGAUGCAGAUGGGACGGCCAUGAGUAUGGAUGGAGGAGAAACUACCGACAUGUCUAUGGCAUCGAUCAAAUCUGCGUCAAGUGCCGGCUCCAGCUCUCGAUUAGAUGAAGCCUUAAGACUGGCUGCCCGUCAAGCGGGCACCCAAGGCAUUGACUUUGACGAAAAUGGAGAUGAAUUGGAAGGAGAAGAUGUCGUUGCAUCCUUCGCUCCUUGGACGAAACCUGCAGUGAAUCUUGAGGCUCAACAGGACCAAGAGAAUGUCAAUCCAUUCUCCCCAGCCUUCAAGGUGGGUGCUCAGCAACAGGACGAGGAGUCAGAUGGCGAGGAUAUGACGAUGGAUAUGACCCGACCUAUGGGCGGUAUCAUGUCAGCACAGCAGCCAGAUGAAGAUGAGAUGUCAAUGGAUGUCACUCGAGCGUUUGGGAGUAUCAUACAGAACGAGGCUCCAAAGCCCACGAAUCGUCGCCAAUCUGUAGCUGCCAAUCGUCGUCAAAGCACACGUCGAAAGUCAGCUGGAGAGGAUUCGAAUGGUGACGAAACAAUGGAUCUGACAAUGGCUGUCGGCGGUAUUCAACCAGCUCAGGCAAAGAUUGGAUCUUCUGAUGACGAAGACAUGACCAUGGAGUUCACCUCAGUUGUUGGCGGUGUGUUGCCGCAAGCAAAUCCCCCGCGGACUCGAAACAGAGCUUCUUUAGCAGCUCAACCACGAGGCCAGAAGAAGAAAAGCCGAGAGAGCUUGGACUCUAAUAUGGGCGAUGAUACGAUGGACAUGACUGCUGCCAUUGGUGGUAUCAUGCCAUCCAUUGGGGAAUCUGCACCCGAAGAUCAGGAUGCUACUAUGGGUAUGGACAUGACAACGGCUCUUGGUGGUAUUUUGCAGGCCCAACGAAGCACCGGAAGCCGCUCCCACGCUAAGAAGGUCAUGGAAUUGGAGACCGAUCUGGGAAGUUCCCCAUUCCAGGCUGAAGUCAUUGCCAAUUCUCAUCCUUCCCCGAGAGCCCCUGCAGCUGCUCCUAUACAUACUGUUGCAUCGGAAACAGGUAGUCCAAGUCUUUCUGGGUUUCGCGGGAAAGGACUUCGCCGCAGCACAGAAGCAAGACAUUCGACAACCCCGAAAUCGAAGCUAGGUAGUGAUAGCACCCCAAUCAAAAAGCUGGGAACCCCAUCCAAACAACUCACCCCACAAAGAGUACGUCCAACCACACCGAGCAAAACCCCCCCUUCCAAAAACGUCACUAUCCGCUCCGCAUCUCCCAAAAAACUUUUUAAGGAUGAAAUACAAGCUGCCUCUUCGACUCCUCAGUCUGCCAAGGGAUCCGUGAAAGGCAGAAAAACAACAACUCCUAGCAGAUUAUUCAAGGAGGACAAGACUGGAGUUGCUACCCCCAAGUUUAUUUUGACACCUCAACAUAGGCGAACCUCGGGUGUUGGACUUGAUCGUGAAGGGCUUGGCUCCCCUCGAAUAGCUGCCCUGUUGGAUCGACGAACUUCAAUUGGUGACCAAGCAAAAUCUUUUGUUCCAGGUCAAUUUGAUGUUGCUCGUGGAGUACGCUUCGAUGACCUUCAGGUCAUGGAGGAAGCAAUCGACAGAGAGCGAGAGCAGGACGAAGAUCGCGAGAGUGGACGUAGUAUACUCGAGCGGGAGGCGGAUCAAGAAGAAAAAGACGCUACUCUAAAUCUUAAGGAGAUGAUACAAAGCCUGACGCCCAAGAAGAAGAAUCCAUUGAAGGGUCGUAAGAGCUUGCAUGUUGGCGCUGCUAAAGGAAUUCUCGGCAAGCGACCUGCCGAACUGGACGAUGAUGAUGAGGACGAAGACGAUGGCGGCGUGAAGCGUCUAAAGAACCACCAGGGCAGUCCAGUAAAGAAUGUUAAGCUUCGAGGACCUCCCUCAAAAGCAGAAACCACCGGACGCAUGACUCGUGCAGCUCGGAAAAGCCUCGAAGAUGCUACAACUACCCCGUCGACAUUUUCGCCGACUAAAGCCAAAGUCACUACACCUCGUGCACAAGGGCGAUUCAAAGAUGCAGAAGCUGAUGCGCCUGCUCAAGUUGGACCAUUGGCAGAAAAGGAACCGGUUGAGAAUCCUCAGAUUGGCGAGGAGAGCUUCGACGAUGAUCGCAUUCAGUUGCAAGAGUUCUUGAACCUGACAAGCAUUCGAUUCAUGGAAUUAACAACCACGAAACGAAGGCAUACAAUCGCACCGAAACCUACCACUGAUUCACGAGAUCAAAAAGACGAGAUUGUGGUUCUUGAAUAUUGUGUGGCGGCUGGAGCUGCAACCAUUCCAAUGCUAGAGUUGUUUCAACACGCUUGCCAUGAGCUCAAAAGCUACAUCUCGGAGGGUCGAAAGACGGUGCGCGAAAUCGAGACAGAAACCUUUGAGGAGAACCCUCCCUUGUUCCGCGAGUAUAUUUCUGCUACUCCCGACAUGAAACUUGUUAUGGAUAAUCAAUUGAAGAAUGUCAAGACCCAUGCAAGACUCCUGAGCAAGGGAAUGUGGUAUGAUUGGAGAAUGACUCUCCUUGGCACCUUAAAGGAAGGUCUUUUUAAGACUGGGGAGGGCAUGAUCAAGGACGAGGAAAUGCUGGACCAUCAACAAGCUUUACUCGAUACUGUUCUCCCAAAGCUGAUCAAAAAGGCAGAGGUGCUUCAGACCCAAGAGGCCGACCUUCAAGCUGUUGCGGAAGAGCUCGCCAAUUGCGAUCCUGAAGAACUCAGCAACGCUCGUCAAGAACUUAUCUCUAUCAACGCUGAAGUUGAAGAGAAGAAGCGCCUUAUUGCCGAUUUACGCAAGCAGCUGCAAGGGAAAGAAGUCGAGAUCGAAUCGGGUGUUGAAAAGAAACAAGCCUGGCUUGAGGAAAUCCGAGAAGCAGAAAAGAUCCGGGAAGAAUGCAGAGGCUGGACCUCCACCGAAAUCAGCGCUCUCAAAGGCAAAGUCGAUGCAAUCGAAAAAGAGCACGGUUGGACCAUAACCGGCGUCUCCGGCACUACAACCUCGAUGACAUACAAAAAGGACAUCGAGCUUGUCUUUGACGCCGCUUCCUUCCUGCCCUUCCAUACCAAAAGUACAGCAGCGCAGCCCUCAAACUCUAGGAUCGAUCUUUGGUACAUAGGCAACAACAGAUCUCUGGACCCCCAACCCCUAACGCCGACCAAAGAAUUCUUUCUCCAAAGCAUCCGUGACCACAUCCGCGGGCUUCCACAAUCCCGCACUGCCGUCAAAACCCUGCUUUCGGCCGUUAGCAACAGCUGGAACAUCACUCUCGCCGUAACUUCUGAUAUCCGCCUACUACGCGUUGAUUGUCCUACCGACAUCGAAAAGACUGCAGAUGAUAGCAUUGUCGUAAAAUCUACGCUAUUGAUCAAUGCAUUAACUACAAAAGUUGAGAUUCAGAUAGGGCUGAGAACUAGUGCUGGGGAAGAAGGUAUCGAAGUCGCUGUUACGUAUGCAGCGAGGGUUGUCUAUGGGGAGAGGUUUAACGAGCCGAAGAUGGGGGCCUUUCUACUGGAUAGAUGUGGCGAUGCUCUGGGAGAAGAGGGGAUGGGGUGGGGUGAUGCAGUGGGGGAGUUGGGUGAGAAAUUGCUUGCUAGGGGCAGGAAGUGA